UGCAAAAUACAGAACUCAACAAAGAAGAUUCACAACAGUACAACUGCACUGAGGUCAAAGAUGAUUUCUAGGAGAGUAAUGAUAAAUCUGAUGGUGGUUUGCAUUGUUGCAAUGCUGGCAGAACAGACUGAGGGGUUCCUGACUUUUUUGAGCCCAAGAGAUUACCAAAAAAAGAUUGAAAAUUACAGAGUGGGAAAAGGUGUGCCAAUGAACCUCCAAAAGAGAUCUGAAGAAAAUAAUUUACCAGAAGUGUCCAGUAUGGAAGAAAUGAAAGUAAUAAAGCUUUGUGUUCCUUUUGAAAUUGGGAUCAAGUUGAGUAGCAAACAAUUUCAGAAAUAUGGAGAACAUCUGGGUGAGCUCCUGCAAAACAUUUUGUCAGAAAACAAAAAUGGUCAAUGACUUCAGCAAAUCAGGCUGAUUAAAUAUCGAUGUAUAGUUCACAAGUGACAGAGAACAGUUGUAGGAAACUUUUAUGUAUAGGAACAUUUAAUAAUUAAUAAAGUGAUAACAUAAUGAUGACUUUUGUGUGGCAUUGAAUAUGUCUGCU
Messenger RNA from Chiloscyllium plagiosum (whitespotted bambooshark), 547 nucleotides. RefSeq names its product promotilin. Gene Ontology annotation, cellular component: extracellular region. The record is from RefSeq and is a predicted model, not a curated record. NCBI's taxonomy places the organism in Eukaryota, Metazoa, Chordata, Chondrichthyes, Orectolobiformes, Hemiscylliidae. Gene Ontology annotation, molecular function: hormone activity.